CGGCGGUGCCCGGCCCGUGUGUGUGUUUGGGACGAUGCGGCUGAAGGCCGGGCUCCUGUUACGCAGUUUGGUGGUGCUGGGCGGCUUCCUGGGGCUGCUGCUGCUCUGGUCGUCGCUGGCCCCCCGCCCGGACGGAGGACACGGCCCGCUCGGGCCCCAAACGGAAGAAAGAGAUGACAAUAAUCCAGGCCCUAACAAAGCUGGAAAUGGACCAGCUCUGGGGAAUGACAGAUUCAAACCUGUGGUACCUUGGCCUCAUGUGGAGGGAGUAGAAGUGGACUUGGAGUCGAUCCGAAGGAAAAACAAGGCCAAAAAUGAACAAGAGUAUCAAGCUGGGAAUGAGAACCAGCAGAAAAUAAUGCAGAGGCAGUAUCUCACGUUUAAGCCGCAGACCCUGAGCUACCGGGAUCCCAUCCUCCAGCCGGGAAUACUGGGGAACUUCGAGCCCAAAGAACCUGAGCCGCAAGGUGUCAUGGGCGGACCCGGGGAGGAAGCCAAGCCAUACGUUUUGGGGCCAGACUACAAGGUUUCCAUCCAGGCCAGCAUCAAGGAGUUCGGAUUUAACAUGGUGGCGAGCGAUAUGAUCUCCCUCGACCGAAGCAUCAGUGACUUGCGCCAGGAAGAAUGCAAGUAUUGGCAUUAUGAUGAAAACCUCCUCACUUCCAGUGUUGUUAUUGUCUUCCAUAAUGAAGGAUGGUCAACUCUCAUGAGAACCGUUCACAGUGUCAUUAAAAGGACACCAAGGAGAUACUUGGCAGAAAUUGUACUGAUUGAUGAUUUCAGCAACAAAGCACACUUAAAGGACAGGCUGGAUGACUACAUCAAGCAGUGGAACGGUCUGGUGAAAGUCUUUCGAAACGAGAGGAGAGAAGGUUUAAUUCAAGCCCGGAGCAUUGGGGCCCAGAAGGCGAAGCUCGGACAGGUUUUGAUAUACCUUGAUGCCCACUGUGAAGUGGCAGUGAACUGGUAUGCACCGCUCGUAGCUCCCAUAUCUAAGGACAGAACUACAUGUACUGUGCCUCUAAUAGAUUACAUAGAUGGGAAUGACUACUCCAUUGAGCCCCAGCAGGGUGGGGAUGAAGACGGUUUUGCCAGAGGAGCCUGGGACUGGAGUUUACUCUGGAAACGAAUCCCACUAAGCCACAAGGAAAAGGCCAAAAGAACCCAUAAAACCGAGCCUUAUCGGUCCCCUGCCAUGGCCGGCGGGUUAUUUGCCAUCGAACGGGACUUCUUCUUCGAACUGGGUCUCUACGACCCGGGUCUUCAGAUUUGGGGUGGUGAAAACUUCGAGAUUUCGUACAAGAUCUGGCAGUGCGGAGGCAAACUGUUGUUCGUCCCCUGUUCUCGCGUUGGUCACAUCUACCGUCUCCACGGCUGGCAAGGAAACCCACCCCCGGUGUAUGUGGGGUCUUCCCCCACGCUAAAGAAUUACGUCCGCGUCGUGGAGGUUUGGUGGGACGAGUACAAAGACUAUUUCUACGCCAGCCGGCCGGAGACGAAGGCCCUGCCCUACGGGGACAUAUCCGAGCUGAAAAAGUUCCGAGAAGAUCACAACUGCAAGAGUUUCAAGUGGUUCAUGGAAGAAAUAGCCUAUGACAUCACCUCGCACUACCCCCUGCCGCCUAAAAAUGUGGAAUGGGGAGAGAUUCGAGGCGUCGACACCGCCUACUGCAUCGACAGCAUGGGACACACCAACGGCGGCGUGGUGGAGUUGGGACCUUGCCAUCGGAUGGGUGGAAACCAGCUUUUCCGGAUCAAUGAAGCAAACCAACUCAUGCAGUAUGACCAGUGUUUGACAAAAGGCUCUGAUGGCUCAAAAGUCAUGAUUACGCACUGUAAUCUGAAUGAAUACAAGGAAUGGCAAUAUUUUAAGAACCUGCACAGGUUUACCCACAGCCUUACGGGGAAGUGCUUAGACCGCUCCGAGAUCCUGCACCAAGUGUUCCUGUCCGAGUGCGACUCCGGCAAAGCGACGCAGAAGUGGGAAAUGAACAACAUCCUCAGCGUCUAGAUCGGCUCCGGCGAACCCACAGACCUACCUACUGACACGUUACCCGGUACGGGUCGGAAAAUAGCCUGAACCCUGCUGCACUUCGUAUUCCCGGCCGACGGCUCCAAACCUUCCGAACCCGGACCUCCUGGUGGGUUUGAAGGAACGGAGAGAUGAACUGGGACUCAACAAUAGCGUUCUCCUCGGCAGUUGAUGUUUACAAAACUGCUUUUACCUUAAACUCUGUAGAUGUUUACAUCCUCUUUUGUUCGUCGUUUGUGUUCAGAUGAUGGUAACUUGAGGCCCUGUUUAGCUCUGUUUGACUGGAAUGGGGUUAAAAGGUGCACUUGUCUUCUUUGGGAUUACACUCAGGGGUCUGAAGGCAGUUUUGCUUUUUACUCGAAGAAAAGGAAAAAAAAAAGUUGGAGUAACCAGAUUUUUCCUCUGUGACUUGGUGAUUAUCAGCCUGUCGUAUCUUUAUUUAAUUUUUACAUCUUUUUCGGAAGCACUGCCGCAGGUUAUUAGCCGAGGUGGCCUUCUUUCACAGUCUUGCUGCUUUGGGGGGAAAAGUGAAUAUCAACCUCUUUAGUGCCUCUUUCAUUUUUCCGGUUUGUUCUCGAGAGCAUCUGAUGAAGGCGCGGGGUGAUUGUGUGGGAAUUGUCACCUGCUUAGGCGAGGACUUGUAAAGGCGUUGGGUGAAACCUGGACAGUUUACUCCGAUGAAGAGACUAAGGUACAGGAACACCGCUUUCCCUACCCCUCCACCAACCGGGCCACGCGUGGUACCUCAAAAUAUGGUGACUCCAUCCGUGACUGGCCCUGCCGUUGCCUCCUGCCAUCCCGGAGUAGCCACGAUCCUCCUGGAUGCGGUCAAAACUGAAGAGAGGUGGGGCUCGGGACGAAGAAGCGAUAAAGAGCGGGGCAGCUAUCGACAUUUCUCUGAUUUGUAACUUCCCAAACCAGUUUCAGUUUAGCGCUACUGGGACGAGAGUCACCGCUCCUUCUGAACUCCACGGAAAACUUCCGAGUCCGAGUUAGAUCAAGCCUUACGAAACUCCUGUGUGUUAUUAUAAGGUAAAACUGCACAAGUCACGAAGCCGAGAAUGAUCUAACGCUCUUCGUUUCCGCCUUCGUUAGCCAUGGAACUCGCUUGAAGGUGAAUUGAAACUUUUUUAAUGAAAAGUUGCUUAAGGCCACAAAUCGUCAAUAAGUCAGAAUCACGUCGGAUGAGGUUUAGGAUGUCUUUUGAAGGAGUUUUUUCCACACCUGAACUGUUCUGGGGGUUUUUGUUUUGUUUUAUUAUAACCAAUUUCUGUGAAAAGGUCCUUAGUUUCCUUUCCAAUAUUGCAAAUUCAGACCGCUUUGUACUCCAGGAGAAUCUAAUGUUAGAUGGGGGGGGUCCGUUAGACUCUUCAUUUCUGUCGGUCUCUGCAUGGUCUUCGUGGUGAACAGGAAAAUCACAAAUAUGAAACUUUUUCAUUCUGACACAAUAGUAGGGUUACCCUACUCUGUGUGACAUAGGAAGAGAUUUUUAAUAGGUUUAUGUUGAAGGUUUCUUUCCCAGACUUACAGGAGUUUACCUUUUUCAAGAAAAUUUUGUAAAUCCGACUUUCUUCCGAUUAUCUUCCACUUUUGACAUGAAAAACGCAUGGGUCGAUCACGCUCAAAGCAUUCUGAACAGUACGGGCUUAUUUUAUCAUUUUGAAUUCUGUACUUGUAUUUUGCUACUGAUCUGGGAUCUUCAACAUUUUGACUCUUGUGCUCACGUUGUAUGACAUUGAGAAAAGGAUAUAUUUAUAUACUUGUGAAUUUGCAAGCAAGUCAAGGAAGAAACUGGAAGAAGUAGGUACUUUCGUGGCUCAUGUGUAUGAAAACUGACUCUAUCUUCUGUGUUGAAUCGAUUAAUUUAAUCAUGUUACUAUGCAUCAGCGUAAGUGAGGUGGCACAGGCGGUGCAGCUGUUUUAAAUGGGGAAUUUUGUGCAAUUCAUUAAAAGCUGAUCCUCCGUGUGAAUAUGAUUCUGUAUCCUGAGACUGCAAAUCUGGUAAAACACGAAAACAUCAGAAGCUAUUGCCGUAAUGACUCUUUUCUACUGUAGCCUGCUCUGGAAACAAUAAAUCCCAUAUUCUUGCUUUGUAAGUUGAUAAUAUCACUAUGCAUUUCUACACAUUUUAUAAAUUUGAUUUAUGCAGAUUUUGAUACACUGUAAGUUUCUGUAGAAAUUGUAUAAAUAUUCAGAAGUUUUAUUAGAGAUAAAUUUGGGGAGCUUAUGUACAUCUGGGUUGCUUGUUUUUUAGGUGAAAUAAAAUAAUAUUGUAUUUUAA
Molecule: messenger RNA, 4313 nt
Organism: Tachyglossus aculeatus (Australian echidna)
Lineage: Eukaryota; Metazoa; Chordata; Mammalia; Monotremata; Tachyglossidae
Gene: GALNT7
Product: polypeptide N-acetylgalactosaminyltransferase 7
Exons: 12
Coding region: 35-2011 (658 amino acids)
Cellular component (GO): Golgi apparatus
Source: RefSeq, a predicted model, not a curated record